Molecule: messenger RNA, 3029 nt
Organism: Labrus mixtus (cuckoo wrasse)
Lineage: Eukaryota; Metazoa; Chordata; Actinopteri; Labriformes; Labridae
Gene: ccdc146
Product: coiled-coil domain containing 146
Exons: 23
Coding region: 1-2997 (998 amino acids)
Cellular component (GO): cytoskeleton
Source: RefSeq, a predicted model, not a curated record
AUGGAACUGACAGUCCCAUGGGAAGGUGGCUGGGAGGAGGCCUCCGAGAGGAAAGCCACCAAGUACUGUGACCUGGUCCAGCUGUGCAGGGAUAAAAGGGUGGCAGGCCUGGCUAUUCCCAGUGGAAUGAGUCUAUCUGAGGAGCAGCAGGGAAACAGGCCUCCUAACAGAGAUGGAGAUGAGGUGGAAGAACAAAAAGACAACAUCCCUUUGGUGGCACUUGCACCUGAUGCUCCACUCCCGGAGGAGCAGCCCUCUCCUAGAGCUGCUGUCUCUGCUAAUCCUGCUUUCCAGUGCCUAGAUGAGUUGUUGUCGUCUGGCCAAAUCAGUCAGACCAAAGUGGCCAAACUGAAAUCCAGCUACAGACUUCUCCAUGAUGAUCUAAAGAGUAGCCAGGACUCUGAGCUCAAGCUUUUGGGGGAGGCGAAGAGGUGUCGUGCUGAGCUAGAGAGGCUGCAGGCCGAGCUGGAGCGAGCAGAGGAGCAGAGCACCUCUGAGCAGCCUGAAAGUGAGGUCAAUGAACUGAGGCGGCAGCUCCUCCAGGCAUACAAUGAACUGAGAGCUGCCGAGGACAGAGAGUACAAGACGGAGCACAAACUGAAAUGUCUCUGGGAAGAGAAGCAAUAUCUGGAGAGGGAGAAUGAGAUUCAGCCCAAACCUGCUGAGCUGGAGAGCCGAACAAAGGCCCUGCAGGACAAAGGUGAAGAUCUGAGGAAAGAAGUUGCCCAGAAACAACUGGAACUCAGAAGUCUGAAGGAAGACGUGGAAGCCCAUGAAACGCAGAUAUUGAAAGAACAGAAGGAGCUGGAAGACAAGAUGGAGAUCACAGAGCUCAAAGAGGCUGAGAGAGUGCGGCUCAUUAGCGUACCUGACCAGAUUUUAAAGGAGGUCGAGAGGAAAAACUCUAAAAGGGAAGCUGCAAUGAAGAAAAUGGAAGCGCUAAAUAUAGAGAUGUCCGAAAAGGAACUGCACGUGAAGCAGGUGGAGCUGUGUAACCAAUCUCUUAGGAGGAGGAAGAAGGAGCUGAAUGAGGAGCUGGAGGGUCUCCGGGUCAAAGUAGAGGCCACUCAGAGGGAGGGCAGACAGCUGGUAAAAGAACAAGAGGUCAAACAGGAGGAAGAGGCUGAAUUAACUGGGAACAGAGGAAUCCUGGAAAUGAAGAUGCAGAAUGUGUUGUGUGACAGAAAGUACCUGUAUGAGAGCCAAGCUGUGCAGCUCAGGGAGAAAAACAGGCAGAUGCAAGCCCUAAAGAGGAUGGAGCAGGCGUUGACUUUUGCCACUGAGCAGCUAGAACACACACAGUCCAUCUCCAAUGAACUACACGCACAGUUGGAGGCUGUUCCUAAAAGAGAGACCAGCAUUCAGCAGCGGAUGGAGCUUCAGAAAGAAGUGGAUGCUCUCAGAGUCAGCUUUGAAACACAGCUAUCAGUAGCAGAGGAGGAGAGCAGAAAGAAGCAGCAGUACGGGAUGAUUCAGGAGCUGCUGAAGGAGUCAAACUGCCUCCGAGAAGAACUCCAUAACCUCCGAUGUUUGACACAGAUCAAAGCCGAGGAGAGGGGCCAGAAGCACCGUGAACGGCUUAGGGCUGAGCAGCUGAACCAGCACAUCCAGCAGGAGCUGCAAGAAAAAGCCUUAAUCAUCAUGGACCACAACAAACUGAGUACUAUGCUGCAGCGCAGGGUAUUGCAGUAUUGUAAGCUGUGCCAAAUGAUUAUGGAGGAGAAGAAUAAGUAUGUAAAGCUGAAGCAGAUUGCCUCCCAGGCAAUCACAGAGCUGAUGGAGCAGGUCAAGGUGCUGGAAAAUGAGACGGAGAUCCAACGCACCAUCGCCAUCAACAAGGACAGAUCACUCACAAAGGCUCGUAUGAAGAUCGCAAAUAUCUCCAAAAUGAGGGACAAACUGCACAAUGACAUCUCCAAGGCUGCCUGGAAGCACCAUCAGAUCAGUCAAGAGUUUGAGGACAACAAACUGGAGUCAAUGAGACUCACACAGAUGAUCAACCUCCAGGAGCAAACACUUCUGGAAAUAAAUCGCAAUCAAGAAACAGCCAUACAGCGCCGCAAUUCCCUUGGCAUCCAGCUGCUGGAGCACGAGGAGGUUUUAUUCAGCUACUAUGAAAAGGUGAACAUCCAGGAGGCGGCCGUUACCAAGGGCAACAUGGCACUGGAGAGCCUGGAGAAGGACAUGAGAGACCUACAGUUGGCGAUAAACGAGGAGAAGAGACGGACGGAGCUGAAGAAGAAGGAGGUGCCUUUAAAGAAAAAGUUGGAGGACGAGAUCACCAUGCUGCAGAUUGAGUUGUCAGAAGCCAGAGAUAAGACGAUUGAGCGUCUGAAUGGAACAGUAGAGUACAAAGAGCUAAAAGGCAAAGACCCCUCCCCUGUUGAACUCGUCAAGAAGAUCGAGCAGCUGGAGGUGAAUCUAGCAGAGCGGGAGAGGCAGGUGCUGGAAAAAGAACUCCUCGUGGACCAGUUGACCCGGCUCUCGAAGCCGCUCAGCGAGCAGGCGGAGAGCUGCCAGCAGGACAAACUCUCACUGGCAAAGAAGCUGAAUGAGCUCCGAGCUCACAUAAUCGACACCAACCACCGCAUGAUGGCCGCCACCGCAGAACUUUCCAUGAAGCAAGCUGUCACUCUGGCUCUGCAGCAGGAGAUCAAAGAGAAAGAGCUGCAGAUGGACAGGUGCCAGCAGCAGCUGGAGCAGGGCCUGCCACCGUGCCCCGAGAUGGAGGAGGAGUGGAAGAGGAUGCUUAGAGAGAAGAAGAGGAGACAGAGGAACAAAGAGGAGAGAGAGAGGCUGGCUGAAGAAGUCGAGUGGACCCAGUUGCCUAAUGGAGAGUACACCACAGCCGAAAUUCGCCCCAACGCCUACAUCCCUGAGACCGACACUCUCCCGCUGCCGAAACCCUACGGGGCCCAAGCCCCCUUCAAACCCUCCCAACCAAGUGCCAACAUGAGACACAUCCGCAAACCAACGCUUAAAUCCUUAGAGACCUAGAAUACAACACAAAUAUGUUCAUAAAGUUUAAA